Molecule: messenger RNA, 3111 nt
Organism: Cynocephalus volans (Philippine flying lemur)
Lineage: Eukaryota; Metazoa; Chordata; Mammalia; Dermoptera; Cynocephalidae
Gene: NFATC2IP
Product: nuclear factor of activated T cells 2 interacting protein
Exons: 8
Coding region: 28-1269 (413 amino acids)
Biological process (GO): cytokine production; positive regulation of transcription by RNA polymerase II
Molecular function (GO): protein binding
Source: RefSeq, a predicted model, not a curated record
GACUUGUGUGGCGGCCGAGUGUGUGCCAUGGCGGAGCCGGGCCCGACGCCCCGGGGCGGCGGCGUCCGCAGAGGAACCCGGGGGGCCCGAGGCGGCCGGGGCCGGCGUCCUCGCUCCCAGCGGUCUCCAGCCCGGCGCACUGUGGACUCGGUGCUGGUGGACUUGGUCAGCGAUAGCGAUGAGGAUGUCCUAGAGGUCGCAACCCCGCGCACUGCUGCGGACCCGGUUGCGGUCCCUACCCCCAACCUCCCCGUGCCGGCCGCGCCCCGGGACGACAGCGACAGCGACAGCGAAGGGGCGGACGCAAGGCCCACAGAAGCCCCGCCGGCCGCGGUCAGGCGGCGACGGCGGCUGUUGCUGGAUCCAGGGGAGGCACCGGUGGUUCCGGUGUACUCCGGGAAGGUGAAAAGCAGUCUCCACCUCAUCCCAGAUGACCUAUCCCUCCUGAAACUCUACCCCCCAGGAGCCGAGGAAGAGGAGGAUACGGCAGAUCCUAGCCGUGUCCACCACGAAGAUCCCCCAUUUCCAGACUCUCCCUGGAAGAAGAGGCUGAGGAGUAAGGACAAAGAAGAAGAGAAGGAAAAGGUGUUUCUGAGAACCUCUCCUUUGCCCCCACCUCCCUCCAGGACCAAAAGCAGGAAGCAUACCCGGGCACUGCGGAAGUUAAGGGAGGUGAACAGGCGCCUCCAAAACCUCCGUUCCUGCCUGAGCCCCCAGCAGCACCAGGGUCAAGACCACCAGAGCCAAGAGGAUGAGGUGGUCCUAGUGGAGGGGCCCCUCCUCCCAGCGAGCCCCCGACUCUUCCCGCUCAAAAUCCGGUGCCGGGCUGACCUGGUCAGAUUGCCCGUUAGAAUGUCGGAGCCCCUACAGAGCGUGGUGGACCACAUGGCCACCCAUCUGGGGGUGUCCCCAAGCAGGAUCCUAUUGCUCUUUGGAGAGACAGAGCUGUCCCCUACUGCCACCCCCAGGACCCUAAAGCUUGGAGUGGCCGACAUCAUUGACUGUGUGGUGCUAGCAAGUUCUUCGGAGGCCACAGAGACGUCCCAACAGCUCCAGCUCCGGGUACAGGGGAGAGAGAAACACCAGAUGCUGGAGGUCUCGCUGUCUCAGGAUUCUCCUCUCAAGACACUCAUGACCCGCUAUGAGGAGGCCAUGGGACUCUCAGGACACAAACUCUCCUUCUUCUUUGAUGGGACAAAGCUCUCAGGCAAGGAGCUGCCGGCUGAUCUGGGCAUGGAAUCUGGGGACCUCAUUGAGGUCUGGGGCUGAAACCCCACUCCCUGUUUGGAGGCCCAGCCUGGACUUGGGGAGAAUGUCUCCCCUUUUUUGCCUCAUAAAGGCUAGCAGAUGCUAAGCUAGAACUUAUCUUUAAACUGAAGCAAAAUGAAGGAGUGACCUUUGAUCCCCUCUUCUGUUGAUCCUGGUUUCAAGCCAUUAACUACUUGGCGUGGUGGUUGUUGCUGCCCUGGGUGGCCUGUGGCUCCAUCCACAUGGCUGGGUUUUGCAGCCCCUUUGACAUGGAAAAGGUGUGUCCCAUUCCCCACUCCCUUCCACCUCCAUCAUCACCCUUUCCUCAAUGAAAUUUCUGUUCUGUGAAGCUUUGCUUGUGUUUAAAGAGCGACUUGAAAUAGAUAAGAGUUGGGUAUGGGCUUCCAGGCCUGGGAAUUAUGCCGUGCCUAGGACCAGUAGUGGCCUUAGUCUCAUUUGGGGGUUGGUUUUUUUUUUUUUUUUUUUUUAAAAAGAUGACCGGUAAGGGGAUCUUAACCCUUGAGUUGGUGUUGGCAGCACCACGCUCAGCCAGUGAGCGAACCGGCCAUCCGUAUAUGGGAUCCGAACCCGUGGCCCUGGUGCUAUCAGCACCGCACUCUCCCAAGUGAGCCACGGGCCGGCCCCUGGGGGUUGGUUUUUUGUUUGUUUUUGUGGCAGGCCAGUAUGGAUCCGAAAAAAUGUUUUUGUUUUUAGGGUUUUUUUUGUUUUGUUUUGUUUUGGUUUUUUUUGCAUCAUUUGGGGGUUGGGAGUGAAGUUCGCUCGAGGCACAUACACUGGUGUGGUUCCCUGGCUGGCAGGAACGUAAAUGAUCAAGCUCACACACACAUUAGCUUACGCAUAGGCAGACAACUGGGACACUCUGUUGAAGGAUAAAGGUAGUGGGUUCUCAGCCCUGGGAGUCUUCCUCACCCCGAGGACCCUUUAUAACCACACUCUCUGGUACACACUUCCUGGUGCAUACACCUAAGACAUAACUGAGCACAUUCAGCCGUUCUGUUUUGGAUCUCGGGAAUGCAGUCCCAUGCAAGGAUUCUACGGUUUUAUGGUUUUUCCCCCUUUCUUCACACUGUCUUUUCCCAUAAGCACACAAUCAAAUAUUUUAUUCCAUGUCUUUGUAUAUGAAUGUAUCCGUGGAAGAUGCAAUGUUUCCAGUGUGAAUAUGCUUUUACUGUACAUGAGCGAUAGUGUGCAAUAGAUCUUACACUGUUUUCACUCACUAUGUGUAAGAUCUGGCCCCGUUGCUAGUUCUAGACCUGCGCCAUUACUUGGAACUGCUGCGUGGUGCCCCACGGUGGCAUCAAUUGCAUUUUACUUAGACGUUGGCCUUAAGAGGUGGACACCUGGUGCCUCCAACUCCUCAGCACCGGAUACAAGGCCAUGAUAAACAUUCUUUUAUGUGUCCCCUUCUGUACUGGUGUGAAAUUCUCUGACACAAGUACCCAGGAUGAGAUUAUGAGUCAUACACAUUAAUUUCUCUGUGGUUUUCCAGAUUUUUCUUUGGAAUGUUGAUUGACUCUUCCACUUGAGGCUUCCCAUUUCUCAUCCUCACCAGUGCCUGGGAUUGCCCAACUUUCUAAUUUUUGCCAUUCUGAUGGGUAUAAAGUGGCACUGUGCUUUAAUGUACAUUCAUCUGAUCACCAUUAAUUCUGGGAAAAUUUUCACAUACCUGUCAGCCUUUCUGGUUUCUCUUUCUGUGAAUUGCUCAUUUUCUCAUAGGGGCUUCCUGUCUUUAUUGGUUUAUUCUCAGGAGUUGCUUGUAUUCCUGGGCAAUUGCCAGUAACUCUCAAAAUGGUACUUUGUCUCUAGGGGUAUCCUUCACUAAACAGACAUUCUUAAUUCUCU